This is a messenger RNA of Spodoptera litura, 1573 nucleotides long. RefSeq names its product enkurin. Gene Ontology annotation, cellular component: acrosomal vesicle; axonemal microtubule. Gene Ontology annotation, molecular function: calmodulin binding. NCBI's taxonomy places the organism in Eukaryota, Metazoa, Arthropoda, Insecta, Lepidoptera, Noctuidae. The record is from RefSeq and is a predicted model, not a curated record.
AAAUCGAUAACUACAAAACGGUUUUGUAACACCUUGGUACCAUCUGUACCAGUUAGUGCCUACCAUAGAUUCAAAGUAUAGUAACUAUUAGAACCAUAGAACCGAGAGGGUUGCGUAGAUUUAAAAAAAAAGAUUGUUUAUUUCAGUUUCCAUAGCAACCGGUGGCGACACUUGUAGGACAGUUUUGUUAUUUUUGAGUUCAAUAUUUAAUUGUUUAUAGGUGAAUUUCCUUGCUUAAUAUGUCGUUGGUUGAAAUAACACAGCAUGAUGAAGUUAUUUACACUAUUUUGGACAAACCACCUCCAGAGCCACCGAAGACUCCCAGAUACGAGUCAAAACUUGAAAAAGAAUUGAAGGAAGCUAAAAGACCAGAACUCCGUCGUACAUUUGGAUACGCUGAGACACCACUGAAACCCCCAACAGAGUUUUUGAAAAAGGGAGAAGGGAUAGGACAGCCUAUUAAAAAAACUGAUCACAAAUGUUAUGUGUCUGGCAAUCUCCCGCCGGUGCCGAAACGACCACCGCCUAAGAAGAAAGAAGAAAAACCUGCCGUCAAUUUUAGAGUUAUUAAUAUAAAGAAAGCUAUAAAAACUAAGGGGAAACCAGUGGAACCCAGGUUGGUAGAUACGAGAGAUGGUCACAUAAAGAAGAUAAAAGGUUCCGGGGAAGUUCCAGAAUUCUGUCUCAGACCAGACUUUGGACAGAUGCCAGCGUACCUGACGAAACGAAACAGAAAAAUCCAGAAGGCUCUCGAAAAAAUAAAAUACGCCGAGGACAACAAAGAAAGUUUGUGCAAACUCAUCACUGUUGAAGAACGCCAAAAACUGCUUGAUGAUCUAAAACUCAACUGGUCGUUGAUGCAGAAGGCGUUCCUUCAACUACCAAUGCUAACGGAUACAAUACCAAAGAUCCUUCGCAAGACCAAAAUGGAGGCAGACCUAAAGCAGUUAGAAAAAGACAUAGCUUUAGUUGAGAGCAAUCCUUACAUUUAUAUCUAUGAAUAAGAUUUCAAGGACUUGUUGCUUCAAGUUUUCAACUCAUGAACUCAUAAUGUGAUUUAGAGGAUCGCCAUGAUUCUAGAAAGUUCGAAGUGGAUAAAUAGAUUUCGAAAAACUCUUGACUUAAUUAAUCAAGGCGGUCGCGUAAUUAUUUUUCAUAUAAAAAACCUUUAUAAUCUUAGAAUUACGUAACGAUUGUUCGUAAUCUCUUUGGUCUUAGUAAUUUCGAUCCGCCGCGCUGUCCUUGUGGAUGAGUGUGGUUUCCAGUUCCAGUUUAAAUUUGUCCUAUCCUAUUUACACCAAUGCCGUCUGCCUGUAUCGAUCUUACCUCUGACAUUUGUGUGUUAAUAUAUAAAUAGGUAGGUACAUAUGUAGGUGAUCGGAUGUUCGGAAAUUCUGCUGUAUUUGCUUUGAGGUUUCUAAGCUUUAUUUAGGUCUCGCGACCUUUACCAAAUUUAGUGUCUUUGUUUAGCUGAGACAUCUUGUGAGCACACAAGUACGAUUAUGUUAUUUAGUUUUUAGUACCGAAAAAUGUGGCACUUUUAUCAGUAUAUUUAGAGAAGAUUGACAUUUUU